AUGUCGGACGCCCAGGAGAAACGCACCUCUCCGACUCACCAACCCCCGAUGGAGUCGUCUGGGCAGGGGAAUGAGGACCAAACCCUGCAUAGAAGUGACCCUGAGCUCACGGCCCAAUAUGAUGUGGUCAGUGAACAGCCCAGCACGACUUUGAGUGGACGAUGGAGGUCAGCUAGCCAGCGUGUCCGUCAACGGGCCAACACCUUGGCUGAGGCCCUCGGCCGACCACACGAGAGAGACGAGGAUGGAUUAGAUGCUAGUUUUCUACCCGAGUAUUACGGGGCCACCGACGACCUAAAGAGUUUCAGCGCACGCCAGAACAAGGACGAAGAGGACAAUCUGCAAGACAUAGAUCCCGACGCCCAAGCUCAGAACUUAAUCAAGCAACUCGGGUUUCACGGCCAUGGUCGGCAGGAAUCUUAUGAGCCUCUCUCCGGAGCAUCGACCCCGGAAGACAUGAGCGGUGCGUCCACGCCUCUCAAUGGAGGCAUGCUGUCCCAUUUGCUGCGUGUAUAUGCCAACAACAUUGGUAGUGCAAGCAGAAUGAGUCUUGCUACGACUCCAGCCGAGACGGACCCGGAGACUGAAACCCUACCACCAACUAAAACCGGACCACUGGGGAAAAAAGAAAAGGUUAAGUGGUACAACAACAAUAAUAAUAACGGCAGUGGCCAGAGUGGAAUCAAAAAGUUUAACUUGGACAAUCUACACACCAUAAAGCCCGGGAAACGAACCAAAACCUCAGGUCAUCACUAUACAUCUUCUCUCGUCUCGGCGUCCCUGGACCUGGGCCGUAUUGGCGUUCCGAAUGCCCAAGGCCCAGCGCCCAUGAAUGCGAAAGAGAGAAAGAAGCAGAAGCGCAAAAGCAAGAAAAGUAAGAAGAAUGUCCAGCUUACGGUGCAUAUAGCCCAAAUUUUGGCGCGCCAGCAAUACAUUAUGCAGCUCUGUCGCGCGCUGAUGAAGUACGGCGCUCCUACACAUCGUCUCGAGGAGUACAUGAUGAUGACCUCCAAUGUGCUAGACGUCAAAGCACAAUUCCUGUACAUCCCCGGUUGUAUGUUUAUGUCCUUUGAUGACCCUCUUACCCGCACCGCUGAGGUCAAAAUUAUCCGUGUCACUCAGGGUCUAGAUCUGUCUCGCCUCGCAGAGACUCAUAAUGUCUACAAGAACGUUGUGCAUGAUAUCAUUGGCGUGGAACAGGCCACGCAAGAUCUCGAUGAUAUUAUGCUGGCCAAACCGCGCUACAACAAAUGGAUACUGGUGCUGUUAACCGGUCUGGCCAGUGUCGCCGUUGGGCCCUACUCAUUCAACGCUCGUCCCAUUGACCUUCCGGUCAUCUUCAUGCUCGGCUGCAUCGUGGGAUUCAUGCAGCACAUCCUCGCCCCUGCAUCUGCAACAUAUUCCAAUGUGCUGGAAGUAUCUGCUGCUAUUCUCACCUCAUUUCUGGCGCGGGCCUUUGGAAGCAUCAAGCAUAACGGCGACUAUGUGUUCUGUUUUGCCGCCAUGGCGGAAUCUUCCAUUGCCAUGAUUCUCCCCGGUUUCGCUGUCCUCAGCAGUAGUUUAGAGCUGCAGUCGCACCAGAUGAACGCCGGUUCCAUCCGCAUGGUUUUCACUAUCAUCUACUCACUCUUCCUUGGAUAUGGGGUUACUGUCGGUACCACCAUCUACGGACUGAUGGAUCGCCACGCCACCGCCCAGGAGUCGUGUCCAACUGAAAGUCUAGAUAUUUGGGGCAACGAGUACAUCCAGCACUUUCCCUUUGUCGCAUUGUUCUGUCUGUUUGCCGCCCUCAUCAACCAAGCCAAGCCGAAGCAGCUCCCCGUGACCAUUUUCCUUGGUGUUUGCGGUUAUGUAACCAACUACUUCAGCACCAAGAAGCUGGGCUCUAACCAGGUCGCAAACACUGUUGGGGCGUUCACCAUUGGCCUCUUAGCCAACUUGUACAGCCGUCUGUGGCACGGUCAUGCUGCUGCUGCCAUAAUUCCGGGAAUCUUUACUCUGGUCCCGUCCGGUCUCGCGUCCAGUGGAUCUAUUAUUUCCGGUCUGUCGUAUGCUGAGGAAGUUGCCAAUAACAAUGUCACGAGCACUACAGGCGCGACAUCUGAGAGCUCUCUUACGGCCCUGGGGUACGGCAUGAUCCAGACAGCCAUUGGUAUUUCCGUGGGUCUGUUCAUCUCCGCGUUGAUCGUUUAUCCGCAUGGCAAGAAGCGCAGUGGAAUUUUCAGUUUGUAG
Messenger RNA from Talaromyces atroroseus, 2232 nucleotides. RefSeq lists its product as hypothetical. Gene Ontology annotation, biological process: transmembrane transport. The record is from RefSeq and is a predicted model, not a curated record. The transcript has a single exon. Bases 1 to 2232 code for a protein of 743 amino acids. Gene Ontology annotation, molecular function: transmembrane transporter activity. NCBI's taxonomy places the organism in Eukaryota, Fungi, Ascomycota, Eurotiomycetes, Eurotiales, Trichocomaceae.